This is a messenger RNA of Zootoca vivipara (common lizard), 5656 nucleotides long. Its product is annotated as integrin alpha-M. Lineage: Eukaryota; Metazoa; Chordata; Lepidosauria; Squamata; Lacertidae. The record is from RefSeq and is a predicted model, not a curated record.
AUGGCCUUUCCUGGUCAGUGCCCUUCCGACUUCCAGCCUACGUUCAGGAGAAGCCUUUGCCCUGUUGCACCAGUUGCGGCUCUCCAAUAGCGAAAAGGCUGAAAACUGACGGGCAGAGAUCAGAGACAAGACAUGGGAGCUUUGGCGAUCUCCAUCAUCACCACCACCCUCCUUUUCCUGGGAGCAGCAGGGUCUGCUGGUGAUGGUUUUGAUCUCACAGAUGCCUUGCUUGACCCAGAAACCCCUCAGAGCAACCAGCAAUUAGGACAGUGUCAGAAUGAGGCCCGGGACAUUGUCUUCCUGAUGGAUGGUUCAUCCAGCAUGCGGGCAUCAGAAUUCAUGCAACUGAAGGUGUUCAUUGCACUCGUAAUGAAAAGCAUUCCCCAUAAUGCGCAGUUUGCCCUCCUGCAAUUCUCUAACCGCUUUGAGGAGCAUUUUGACUUCAGACGCUUCAGCAGAGACCGGGAUGCCGACCUCUUGAUCGGUGGAAUCAAGCAGCUGGGAGGCUCCUCCCAUACGGCCACCGGGAUCAGAAAAGUGGUGAAAGAGCUAUUCACCACACAAAAAGGAGCUCGCCCCACAGCCAAGAAGUUCCUUGUGAUAGUGACAGACGGGGAGAAAACAGGGGACCCUCUGGAGUAUGCAGACGUUGUUGAAGAGGCCAACAGAGCUGGAAUCACACGCAUUGCAGUUGGGGUUGGCCUGGGAUUCACAAGUACAGCCGCCCAGCGUGAGCUCCAUGCCAUGGCCUCCCACCCGCCCACAGAGCAUGCCAUUGUUGUGAGACACUUCUCAGGCCUCCGGGACACCCAGGCGGAGCUGAAAGAGAAGAUUUGCACCAGCCACGGUGCAGCUGCUUCACGGCCUACGAUGGUGCCCCAGCCCUCCAACACCUGCUCAGAUCCCCAGGUGCUGCAGAAACUGGAGCGAGUGCUGAGUGGCCUUGAUCAGGUGAACACCAAACUGAAUGCGUUGGCUGCCAAGCAGGGGAAAUGUGCCUAGGGUUCUCAACACCUGAGAUGGGCAGUGGAUGGAGGCAAUGUGGUUCAGGAAGGAAGGGGAGAGAAGGACAAAGAAGAUCGAAGGGGGAGAACGUCGGAUCCUGGCACAUGGAGGUCCUUCCUCAGGCGCGUAGCUUUUUAAUCUGGUUUCUUAUAGGGUGCAGAAGUCAAUAAAGCCGCCUGCUCACCAGUUGGGUCCCUGCUGUUUCUUACACUGCUGCAUUAAAUUGACUCCACAUCAGUGCCCGAUAGGCUGCUAGAGCUCUUGUUAUUUAUACUAGAGUAAUUUAUUAACUUAUAAGCUGCCUUUUCCUUGUGCGUCAAGGUGAUUUACAGAAAAGCAGCUAAAACAGCUUUUUAAAAAAAGAAUUACCCAUAUAUUCCGGUGUAUAAGGCGACUGGGCGUAUAAGACGACCCCCAACUUUUCUAGUUAAAAUAUAGAGUUUGGGAUAUAUUCUCCGUAUAAUAAAUACGACCCGGUGUAUAAGACGACCCCCGACUUUGGAGGAGAUUUCCCUGGGUUAAAACGUAGUCUUAUACGCAGGAUUAUACAGUAAAUACAAUAAUAACUGGAGAUAGGUUUAAGAACGAUACACGGUGAAUACCCAAGGAAGAGAUAUUUUCAUCCAGAUGGAAAAGCCUGUUGAAACAAAAAUUGUCUUCAAUUGUUUCUGGAAAGAUACCAGUGGGUGGGUGCCUGUCAUAUCUCGGCAGGAAUGCAGCCGCACAGACUGGGAGAAGCCCUGCUUUGAGUUCCCAUGGAGAGGGCAUCUGAUAUAUUGGAGACUUGAAGGGGAAACUCUGCUGCAGAGCACAGUGACGUACGUGCUCCUGUGUGUGUGUGUGUGUGUGUGUGUGUGUGUAGCUAUUUAAAAGGCUGCCUUCUCAAAUAAGAUUGAGUUAUUUUGAUUUACUGUAUAUUCCUGCGUAUAAGACUACUUUUUAACCCAGGAAAAUGUUCUCAAAAGUCGUGGGUCGUCUUAUACGCCGGGUCGUAUUUCUUAUACGGCGAGUAUAUCCCAAACUCUAUAUUUUAACUGGAAAAGUUGGGGGUCGUCUUAUACGCCCAGUCGUCUUAUAUGCUGGAAUAUACGGGUAUAUCCCUCACCCAACCCAAAAUCUCAAAGUGAAAAAUACAAAAGGAGCUCAGCAGAACAAAGAUGCUGGCAAUGCUUUCUCACAAGUAAGUCCCACGGUGUUCACUGCGGCUCACCCCCAGGCAGAGGUGUACCUAGGGGGUUGUUGAAACCGGCCCCCACUGGGGGCACACAAAAAUCACCUAUCAGACUAUGGAGUGUAUGACGUAUGUGUGUUUCUAGUAUUGUGACACUGCUGUCAUUGCCAGAUCAAACAUGGGAGAAAUAUCUUUCUGACAUCGCGGUACAAAGGCGUGUGAAUCUUUUCGCCCUUCCUCCUCACUUCUCCCUCCCUCUGGACGCUUUGAGUACUUGGGUUGCCUAAAGUGUAAGUGAUUCUUGGUGUGGCUACUGCACUAAAGUGAUUUCUAGGAUUAGUUACAGGUAGGUAGCCGUGUUGGUCUGGCGUAGUCGAAACGAAAUAAAUUUUCUUCUUCUUCCAGUAGCACCUUAGAGACCAACUAAGUUUAUCAUUGGUAUGAGCUUUCAUGUGCAUGCACACUUGGUAUCUGAAGAAGUGUGCAUGCACACGAAAGCUCAUCCCCAUGACAAACUUAGUUGGUCUCUAAGGUGCUACUGGAAGAAAGAAUUUUUAUUAUUAUUUUUCUAGGAGUGAGUGCCAAUGCAGCUCCUUGCCAAGGGUGUACGGGUCCCUAGAUAUGCCUCUGCUUCUGGGUAGAGGUGUAUAUAGGAGGAAAUGUUACAUAGAUGGGGUAUAUCUUUCCCCCCAUAUGUCUAUUGGCACUCAGGGCAAAAGUAGACAUUAAAUUGUUUGUUGAUUAAAUUUAUUAGUCACUUGUUGCUUGAAGGUCCCCAAGCAACUUGCAAUAAAGAAAAAUAUACACUAAUACAUAAUGCCAUGGUGGGAAAGGGGGAUCAUAUAAUACAUUAUUAUUUUGUAUAAAAUACUGUAACACUAAUGGGAAAACAAAAACAACACACCAGCCCGUAUAAAUAGUAAGAAACAACAUUAACAGUGUUCAAGUAGUAAACAAAGUAAUACUCCCACCCAAUAAUUAGCAAACAAAAUCUCAGACCAUAGCAAUUAGCCUGUUUUUGGACAAAUUUUCAGCACAGGAUCCUGAUCUAGAUCUUGGGGAGCUUUUAAAUGUCUGUGGUCCUAACCUCCAUGCUGGCAAAUGUGUGUAAAAAGACUCUGCAUUUGAAAGUCACAGCUACACAUCACUGUUGUGUAGUUCAGAAUGUCAUUAGAUAAAAUGAAACUGGCAGGAGAGUCUGGACAGGCAUGAAAGAACCACUUCAUACAUCACCCAGUUCAUUUCUCAAAUUCACAGCCACCAUAAUGUGGUGAUGGCCACUAAUUUAGAUAUCUUUAAAAGGCAGAUUAGGGACGCUGGUGGCGCUGUGGGUUAAACCACAGAGCCCAGGGCUUGCUGAUCAGAAGGUCAGCGGUUCAAAUCCCCGCGACGGGGUGAGCUCCCGUUGCUCGGUCCCAACUCCUGCCAACCUAGCAGUUCGAAAGCAUGUCAAAGUGCAAGUAGAUAAAUAGGUACCGCUCCGGCGGGAAGGUAAUAGCCGUUUCUGUGCCCUGCUUUGGUUCACCAGAAGCGGCUUAGUCAUGCUGGCCACAUGACCUGGAAGCUGUAUGCCGGCUCCCUCAGCCAGUAAAGCGAGAUGAUCGCAGCAACCCCAGAGUCGUCCGCGACUGGACCUAAUGGUCAGGGGUCCCUUUACCUUUUAAAAGGCAGAUUAGUAAAUUUAGUAGAGAAUAAGGCUAUCCCUUGUUGCUAUUCAUGAUGGCUACAUACUAUCUCCAAUGUCUGCAUUGAGGUUUUCCCACAACUGCUUUGAGGGUUUUUUAAAAAAACAAUCAAAUGGUAUAUAUUUAACUUGUAUGGGAUGAAUGGUAUCAGAAGGAACAUGCCCGUGUUUACUGGGGAGGAUGAGAAGGAGAGUGUCCUUGCCUUCAUCAUGUCCUGCUUAAACACGAUGCUCAGAGGGCCUGUGGUCUGAUCCGACCAAGCUUUUCUUUUAAGUGGCAGUGGCAAGAUUCCAAUCCAAGCACAUUCAGUCCUAAAUAACAUUGAUAUGGCUUUUGAGCACGGACAGAGGAAGCACAGGCUGUGCACACACACCCCUCUACACUCGCACUGCUGGUUUGGGAAGUAGCAUACACACCAUGUUAUCCACAGGCCACAUCUAUCCUGUAGUUUCUUAUGAAAUACUGUUUUGAUGCAUUCCCCAGCAAACCAGCUUUGAGUCAAAUGGAGAAAAAGAGCUAUUCAGCUUUGUUUUAAGCUAGUAAUGCGUUCGCAGUGACAGGCAACCUCACUUUCUAUCCAAAUCUGCAAGCAGGGUCAAAAUCCCACAUUUUACCUAACGAGGCUGAAGGGUUUCCCACCAGUUUUUUCUUUAUACACUUAGAUCCCCAUUUGAUUCAGAUAGGGAAAGGCUAUAGCCCAGUGGUACAGCACAUGGUUCACAUGCAAAAGAUGCUUCUCUUAAACCCGGAAGAGCAGCUGCCAAUCGGCUUACACAGCAGCAUGCUAGAUGGACCCAGAGGUUUGGUUCAGGACAAGACAGAUCCCUAUGCUGCUGGUGCUGCAUUCUGAAAUAAACUGCUGGGCUUAGAACCCAAAUACAACUCGUAAGCCAGCAUGGUGCAGUGGUUGGACUAGAACCUUGGGAGAACAGGGUUCGAAUCCCACCCAGACAUCCAUGAAGCUCACUGGGUCGUCGUGAGGAUGAAAUGGGGAGGUGGUGUGUACUACACCAGCACCUUAAUCUUUUUGGAGGGAUAUAAAUGCAACAAACAAUGCACACCCAUGCUCCCUGCACGAAAGUUACAAUGCCUAAAUCUAGGUUUUGCAGGACGUAGUAUCUAUCAUAGAAUCUUAAAGAGUUGGAAGGGACCCGAGGGUCAUCUAGUCCAACCCCCUGCAAUGCAGGAAUCUCAACUAAAAGCCUACAUGGCAGAUGCCUCCGCUCUGCUUUAAAAAAACAUUCAAGGAAGGUACCUAGGAGGUAUUAUAUGAAUUUUAAGAAUAGCGCAUUUUCAUUACAAAAAUGUGUUGUUUUUUAUAGCAUAAACUUCCCCGCCCCUUGAAACUUGCUUUUCUAAUGACGACUGCGUGGAGGGGCGUGGAGGAGUCAGCAAGCAAAAGCAGAGAGGGCAGCAGCCGGACUUGGCGGGAAGCUACACCCACUUUCCCCCAGCGCCGGCUUCUCCCUUCCUGUUGUUUCCCCCGCAGCGAGCCUCUUCCCACCGUCGGAUCCAGGCGGGGAAGGAGGAGGAGCAGGAGCUACCGGCCGGCCAGCCAGAGAGCGCGCCAGCUUGGGACUCUGCCCGGCUCCUGGGCCGGAUAGGCAGGGAGGGAUGCGAGACUCUUCCGGGGGAGGCGGAGCCCGGACGCCUUCCUGCUUCCUGGCCCGCUCGGCAGGCAGCGUCUCUCGGCUGCUGGCUGAGCUGGGAGAAAGGAGACUUCUUCGAAAGAAGGGAAGAAGGAAGCGCCAAGAGACCCUCCUCCGGAGCCAAGCCGGAUCCGCGCCCAGCUUAC